UUGAUGUAGCUCUUCAUAAACACGGUUCAACUGCAGUUCAGGCCUUGAUCAAGAGAUUGAAAAGAUCCGGUUUUGGCCAUAUCAUUACUAACAUUCUCUCCAUGAGGUUUUUUGAACUGAUGACUAGUGCACAAGGCCAAUAUGUUGUUGAACAAUGCUUUAAGAGCUUCAAACCUAAUGAGAAUCAGGUGUUGUAUGACGCUCUAUUAAAUGACGUUAUAGAGCUAGCCACAUCUCAAUACGGAUGCAUAUCCCUCAACACUUGUCUCAAUUGCGUGGGCGGGAUAAAUAGAUCCAUACUUCUUCAUCGAAUUGCAGAACAUUCAGACAUCCUCUCUCACGAUCCUUGGGGGCACUAUGUGAUUCAGCAUGUUCUUACCCUUCAUGAUGACAAUAUCUCGCGCGCCAUAUGCAUUCGUCUCGAGAGGCAUUAUUUACACUUGGCUGAAACCAUGGGCGGCAGCCAUGUCGUGGAGAAUUGCCUAAAAUCAUCAGAGUUUGGGAUGAGAUCUGUUGUUGAGACUCUCUUGGAAAGGGAAUCAAAACUGGUUUACCUUGCAUCCCAUCAGUUUGGUAAUUAUGUUGUCCAGACAGCCUUGAAGGUUACAAAGAAACAUAAUAACACUCUUUACAAGUCUCUUGUCAUGGUUCUCAAGAACCGAAGCUCAGCUCUUUCGCAUGAUAUCAUUGAACGACAUGUAUUCAAUCUGAUCUACCAGUUGGAAGCCAGCAAUUUAGGAAGUUUAUCACCUGAUUGAGAAAGGAAUAUAAAUAUGUAAUUUGUAUCUCUGUGAUCUGUAUGCCCAUGAAGGAGGGCUGUUGUUUACUUUUUGCAACAAAAACUAUCAAGUGACUGUAUGUUUGGUACAGUCUUAUGUGGAGCUUGUAACUCAUUCCAAUGUCUAAUACUCCCUCCGUCACAAAUUGAUGGUCCUAUACUUUUUGGAGUCAAAUAUUAAGAAAAAGUGAUAGAAGGACUCAUACAACCUUACUUUAUUGUAUUGUUCACUCUUUUACUUUUAUUAUUCAUUAAAAAGGAAGGGUAUAAAUGGUAGUCUACUUUAAUUUUAUUACUAAAAAGGGAAAAGUGACUCAUCUUGAAAACUUGCAUCUUGA
This is a messenger RNA of Cuscuta epithymum, 1116 nucleotides long. NCBI's taxonomy places the organism in Eukaryota, Viridiplantae, Streptophyta, Magnoliopsida, Solanales, Convolvulaceae. The record is from the annotation of a GenBank genome assembly.